Molecule: messenger RNA, 1123 nt
Organism: Eucalyptus grandis
Lineage: Eukaryota; Viridiplantae; Streptophyta; Magnoliopsida; Myrtales; Myrtaceae
Product: protein PLANT CADMIUM RESISTANCE 2
Exons: 4
Coding region: 285-848 (187 amino acids)
Source: RefSeq, a predicted model, not a curated record
AUUCAAUGCAGGACAAAAAAAAGGUGGGUGGCAAGAUGCAACACAUCUUCCUUCACUUUACUAAGCAAGGCAUCUUGACCAAGACCAGUACUAGGAUUUAAUUAGUUCACACUUGGAAUGGAUUCACUAGUUGCAGUUUCCAUCAAGCAGCGUCUUUGGCCUUGCAAUAUAUUUAAAGACCUCAACUGUUCAGACUCUUCAUAAGUUGAGCGGUGAGCUGAGUUGCAUCCGCGAUUAUCAUCAUUCAAGAAUUCAGAUCACAGGUUGCAUACAAACAGAUCAAUAUGUAUCCCUCGCCCAACGAGCCUCCGAAGUACAGUGUAGAGGGCCAUCCGGGUCAUCACGUUCCCACUUCUGGGUAUCCCAACCCGAUGACGAGCUCAGUCCAAGCAGUUGCUCCUCCAUACCCUGCCUCCAAUUUCCAGCCUCAUGCGGCUGCUGGCAAAUGGUCCACUAAUCUUUGCCAUUGUUGCGAUGAUCCUGCAAAUUGUAUAAUCACUUGCUUUUGCCCUUGCAUCACAUUCGGGCAGAUUUCUGAGAUAGUGGACAGAGGUUCCACAAAUUGUGCUGCGAAUGGCACGGUGUACGGGCUACUGGCGAUGACCGGAUUUGCAUGCCUAUACUCAUGCUUUUACCGAUCAAGGCUGAGGGGGCAAUAUGACUUGGCAGAGGAUCCAUGUGUUGAUUGCUUAGUUCAUUUCUUCUGUGAAGCUUGUGCUUUGUGUCAAGAAUACAGAGAGCUCAGGAACCGGGGCUAUGAUAUGGGAAUCGGAUGGGAAGCCAACGUGGAUAGACAGAAGAGGGGCGUUAUGGUGCCUCCUGUUAUGGGUCAGAGCAUGACAAGAUGAAAACUACUUGUCCUGAUGAAUGUCCAUUAUUAUCUUUGAAGUGGGAUGAAGAAAGAAGGAAAGAGAAGAAAUUCUACAUCAGUUAAUGUCUUACUACAGUUGCUUUUACUGCCUUGUUAGGGGAUAUUAAGAUUGGUUCCAAAAUCAUCGUGCACAUAGCAGCUGCUCUCAGUGUUCUUGUACUCUGUCAAUUGUCAAUCGUUGAUUUGUAUAUGUGUUUGAGACAAGUGAAUCCGAUGAAGAGAAAUAAUGAUUGUGGUUGCAUUUUCCUGUGU